AUGGAUCAGAUAAAGUAUAUAUUUGAAAAGCCUGCUGUUACUGGUAGAAUUGCUUGGUGGAAAAUGUUGUUAACCAAAUAUGAUAUCCAGUAUGUGACUCAGAAAGCAAUAAAGGGGAGUGUUUUGUAUGACUACCUCGCUCAUUUACUUGUGGAAGGUUAUCAACCGUUGAGGUUUGGCUUUCUAGAUGAAGACAUCAUGUUUAUCAGAGAUUUUACUAUUCCAGGUCACGAGGUAAACCUCGAGGAAGUCCCGGAACCAGGAUCGCGAUGGAUGCUCGUGUUUGAUGGUGCUUCCAAUGCUCAUGGUCAUGGGAUAAGUGCAGUUAUUACUUCUUCAACUGGUUUCCAUCUUCCAUUCACCAUUAGAUUAUGCUUUGACUGCACCAACAAUAUGACAGAAUACGAGGCAUGUAUCUAUGGUAUGGACGCGACCAUCGACUUAAGGAUCAAGAUUCUUGAAGUAUACGAAGAUUCAGCUUUGGUAAUAAGUCAGGUAAAAGGUGAUUGGGAAACUCAGGAUAACAAGUUGAUACCUUAUAAGGAGCAUAUCAGAAAACUCAUACCCUACUUUGAUGAAGUCUCUUUUCAUCAUAUUCCUAGGGAAGAGAAUCAGUUAGCAGAUACUCUAGCUACGUUGGCAUCUAUGUUUAAAGUCAAAUGGAAGAAUGAAGCAUCUACUAUCCAUAUCAACCACUUAGAUGAACCAGCACAUUGUCUAAAAAUUGAGGCAGAUCCUGAUGAUAAACCCUGGUUCUACGACAUAAAGACAUUUCUGGAGAAACAAGAAUAUCCCAAGGGUUUAUCCAUUACUGAUAAGAAGGCCUUGAGGAGACUCUCUUCCAAGUUCUUCUUAAAUGGUGAUGUGUUAUACAAGAGAAAAUAUGAUUUCGUGCUGCUCAGAUGCGUGGAUAGACAUGAAGCUAGCACAAUCAUAAAAUCUAUACAUGAAGGUUGCGAGGGUGCACAUGUGAAAGGUCCCGCUAUGGCCAAGAAGAUCCUUUGGACGGGGUAUUACUGGACGAUAAUUGAGGUUGACUGUUACAACUUUGUUAGAAGAUGCCACAAAUGUCAAAUAUAUGGUGACAAGAUAUUUGUGCCACCAACUCCGUUGAAUGUUCUCACGUCUCCAUGGACCUUCUCUAUGUGGGGUAUUGAUAUGAUUGGGAUGAUAGAACCUAAAACUUCCAAUGGUCAUCGAUUCAUCCUAGUCGCUAUCGAUUACUUCACGAAAUGGGUCGAAGCUGCUUCAUAUGGAAAUGUCACUCGACAGGUGGUUACUCAGUUUAUUAAGAAAGAGAUAACCUACCGCUAUGGAAUUCCUAGCAAUAUCAUCACUGACAAUGCCAAUAAUCUCAACAACAAUAUAAUGAAGGAGUUGUGCAAAAAAUUUAAGAUCGAGCACCACAACUCUUCACAUACCAGCCCAAGAUGA
Messenger RNA from Lathyrus oleraceus (garden pea), 1434 nucleotides. RefSeq lists its product as uncharacterized. Bases 1 to 1434 code for a protein of 477 amino acids. Gene Ontology annotation, molecular function: nucleic acid binding; RNA-DNA hybrid ribonuclease activity. Gene Ontology annotation, biological process: DNA integration. The transcript has a single exon. Lineage: Eukaryota; Viridiplantae; Streptophyta; Magnoliopsida; Fabales; Fabaceae. The record is from RefSeq and is a predicted model, not a curated record.